AUGCCGCAGAUAGGAGCGGGGCAGAGGUUCUCAGACAGAGCCGUGUUUGAGCGAAACGGUCUGGGAGGCCAAGCUAAAGAUGGCAGGGAGAGGGAGAGCCCAGAGCCCUCUCACUCGCUGCACCACAGCACCACCUACUGGUCCCCGAGGGCAGCUCGUACGGCGCAGUGUGAAGCAGCAGUGACGGUCACGUCCCUGAGCAGUGACUCGGGGAAACCGGUACUGUUUGCUCUGGACACCUCCUCCACUCCCACCUGCGGCAGCCGCAGCCUGAGCUACGGCCCUCAUGAGUUCUGUGGCAAGGCCGCCUGCCGCCUGACACACAACGUGUGGCAGCGACGGACAGAGAUGCUCCUGGAGCCUCUGAACCGCUCGGCUGAGUUCUGCAGUCAGUUCCGGGACGGGCAGUGGUACUGCUUCCUCCUACUCGUGCUGUACGCCCUGGCUCUGCCCGUGGGCAUUGUGGGAAACGUGGCGGCGCUGCUCAGCUACGCUUGCUUCCGGAAGGCGUGGACGGCCAGCAGCGUGUUCCUGCUGAACUUGGCUCUGUGCGACUCCGCCUGGAUGCUGACCCUGCCCUUCACCAUCUACUUCAGUCUGCAGAAGCCCUACCUGCGGGACAUCCAGACCUUCUGCCAGUUCAAGAAGGUCUCCUUCAACGUCAACAUCUACGGCAGCAUCUUCUUCCUGACGCUGAUCAGCUUCGACCGCUACGCCGGCACCGUGCACCCGCUCAGCUCGCUGUCCUGGUGGGACGCCGGCAAGGCCCGGUUCUGCUCCGCUGCCGUCUGGAUGCUGCUGCUGCUGGGCUCCGUCCCCGACCUCUUCGUCACCUUCGCCGUCAAGAGGCCCGGCAACAUCACCGUCUGCAUGGACCACAUCCAGGGCCCCUUCGCCUACGUCAGGACCAUCUCCAUCACGCGGACGCUGGUGGGGUUCGUGCUGCCGUUCGGCCUCAUGCUGUCCUUCUACAUGCUCACCGCCCGGGUGCUCCGCGCUCUGCCCAGCGGGAAGCGGUCCGGCAGGCCCCUGCGGCUGAUCUCGGCGGCCAUCGCGGUGUUCGUGGUGUCCUUCGUGCCGUACCACGUGAUGAUCAUGACGCUGGUCUUCAUGCGGGUCAACCGCCUGGUCACCCCCGGCAACGCGGCAGUGCUCUACGCCUCCUACGAGUUCCUGGAGGCGGUGUGCAGCAUCAGCAGCGCGCUGGACCCGCUGCUCUACAUCCUGGCCAGCGAGCGCUUCCAGCGGAGCUGCCUGGAGCAGGCGCGUCGCGGCGCAGGGGUGACGGCCGCCCCACGCCCCGCCACGCCCCCCGCCACGCCCCGUCAUGCCCCCGCCACGCCCCGCCAUGCCCCGCCACGCCCCGCCAUGCCCCCGCCAUGCUGUGUCCUCGCCACGCCCCCGACACACCCCAGUCACACCCCCGUCACACCCCCGUAA
This is a messenger RNA of Megalops cyprinoides (Indo-Pacific tarpon), 1440 nucleotides long. RefSeq names its product P2Y purinoceptor 1-like. Gene Ontology annotation, biological process: G protein-coupled receptor signaling pathway. Gene Ontology annotation, molecular function: G protein-coupled receptor activity. The record is from RefSeq and is a predicted model, not a curated record. Lineage: Eukaryota; Metazoa; Chordata; Actinopteri; Elopiformes; Megalopidae. Bases 1 to 1440 code for a protein of 479 amino acids. The transcript has 5 exons. Gene Ontology annotation, cellular component: plasma membrane.